Messenger RNA from Macadamia integrifolia, 1145 nucleotides. RefSeq names its product cyclin-J18. The transcript has 9 exons. NCBI's taxonomy places the organism in Eukaryota, Viridiplantae, Streptophyta, Magnoliopsida, Proteales, Proteaceae. The record is from RefSeq and is a predicted model, not a curated record. Bases 146 to 895 code for a protein of 249 amino acids.
CGGGUUGGCAGCACAACCUAAAUGCCACCCACCCACCACCUUCUUGGUUCAACCCGCUUCAUAAUUAGUUGAUUCGCAAACGCGCGAAGGAGGUAGAUUUAAAAGCUUCAAAAGCAGGAGCGAGAGAGAGGGAUUUCGAAAUCAAAUGGAGGAAUCUCGGAUGUUGCGGCUUCGAAUUGUGGAGUUCAUCAUCUCUUCCUCUCUUCAACUGGGAGUUCCUCCAAUUGUCAAAUACACGGCCUUAUCAAUGUUCACUGAACGAUUCUACCCGUCUCUUAAAAGGAAGGCUAGGUUUAUACAGGAAAGUGACAUAGGAAACUGGCUUUUGAAACCCCUGAGAGAGAGCAAUUUGCAGCUCUUUGCACUAAUUUCUAUAUGGAUCUCAAGCAAGCUGCAUGAUUCUUGUCCUUUGUCCGUAAAAAGUUUGAAGUCUUUGGGAGAUGAAGUUAUUAAGGAACAGCAUUUCACAACACGAGAUUUUUUGGAAGCAGAAGUAAUCUUUAUGCAGGUGUUAGAUUUCGAGAUUGGCGCAUUGAAUAUCAGUUUCGUAUUCCUGGAAAAUCUUUUAGUUCAGUUCAGGGAACUUGCAAGGAUUGGGGAACUUGUAAGCUUUGAAGCAUGCAUGGAUAUCAUGGAUCUUCUAUAUGAAACAGAGGAGACAUCAACACUUUUCAACUCUCCUCGUUCACUUGCUGCAUCUGUCUUGGUUGCUUCAUAUGUUAUUACAGUUCCAAUGCAACAGUUGGAGUUUCCCCUUCUUCCUUGGGUGAAAUUUGUGACCUCAUACAAUGAAGAAGAUAUUCAAGAAAUAGUAAAAACUAUUCUUGAGCAUGUACUGAAGGAUGGUUCAGUGAAGUUGACUAUUAUUAGAUCAAAAGACUUGAUUGUGUGUUAAGAAACUAUAGUAACAUCUUCAUGCUAUUACUUGUUUGAUCUAGCAGGAGGCACAAUAGCCACUUGAUUUUAAAUGGUGGGUGAUCGAUUGGAAAUCAAGUUUUCAUUCAAUGAUACUCAAGGCUGUGAAGUGUGAACCAAGAAACCCAAGUGAUAGACUGGCUUUAACUUCUUCAGUGCCUUAGGGGCAAUGCAGAAUGGCAAAAAAGAAGGAAAGAACUAGUUUCAAUGAAUAUGCAUGAACUCUGGUA